This is a messenger RNA of Exaiptasia diaphana, 2382 nucleotides long. Its product is annotated as phosphatidylinositol 4,5-bisphosphate 3-kinase catalytic subunit beta isoform. The transcript has 13 exons. The coding region runs from base 69 to 1616 and encodes 515 amino acids. Gene Ontology annotation, cellular component: cytoplasm; phosphatidylinositol 3-kinase complex; plasma membrane. The record is from RefSeq and is a predicted model, not a curated record. Lineage: Eukaryota; Metazoa; Cnidaria; Anthozoa; Actiniaria; Aiptasiidae. Gene Ontology annotation, biological process: phosphatidylinositol-3-phosphate biosynthetic process; phosphatidylinositol 3-kinase/protein kinase B signal transduction; cell migration. Gene Ontology annotation, molecular function: 1-phosphatidylinositol-3-kinase activity; 1-phosphatidylinositol-4-phosphate 3-kinase activity.
UGAAUGGACCCUCUCCUGUCUGGAAUGAUCAGCUGGAAUUUGACCUGAACGUAUCUGAUAUUCCAAGAAUGGCUCGUCUUUGUCUGGUUCUGUAUGGUAUUGACACAAGUAAAAAGAAAAAGCAAAGAGAAAGUAUUGCAUUGGCCUGGGUCAACACUCCUUUGUUUGAUUUCCGUGGUCAUCUUCGACAAGGAAUCGUCAACCUCACAACUUGGCCUGUCACAGAAACAUUACCAGAGAAACUGAAUCCUAUUGGGACAGUUGUCUCUAAUAUAAAUACAACCACCUCACCAACAGUGCUGAUAGAGUUCCAGCGUUAUUCAAAUACAGUCGUGUAUCCGCCUUAUGACAUGAUUGUUCAACUUGCUGCUGAGAACACAAAACAAGAAUCAUUUAUAUAUUUCAGUGAAGACGAAGUAGAAAAGUUAAAAAAAAUCAUUCAAAAGGAACCUCUUUCACCCAUCUUUGAGAAUGACAAAGAAUUUGUAUGGAAAUUGAGGAUUGAAUGCCGUGAGAACUAUCCAUAUGCUCUUGGAAAACUACUCAGCUGUGUUAAAUGGCACUGUAAGGAGGAUGUUGCUCAGAUGCAAGUUCUUUUACAAAUCUGGACUCCCUUAGAACCCGAGAUGGCACUUGAGUUACUUGACUACAAUUAUGCUGAUCAGAGAGUCAGAGAGUUUGCAGUUCGAUGCAUUGAAAAAAUGUGUGACAGUGAUCUUGAACAAUACAUGCUACAGCUUGUACAGGUUCUGAAGUAUGAGAAUUACCUUGACUGUGAUUUAGCCAAAUUCCUUCUCAAACGGGCUUUGAAGAACCAGAAUAUAGGGCAUAUAUUGUUCUGGUUGCUCAAGGCAGAAAUGCACAACCCUGAAGUGUCUAUUAGGUUUGGCUUAAUGCUUGAGGCCUACUUGAGAGGUGCUCCAGAACACAUGAAAAAACUUCAAAAGCAGGUUGAGGCGCUCAGCAAGCUGAAAAUGAUCAGCACUUUGUUGCGCAAUGUGGAUGGUAAGAACAAGGAGAAAGGGCUGAAUGCCAUGAGGCAGUCUUUACAACAGAAAACAUACAUGGAUGCCUUUUCAAAGCUUACUUCACCUCUUGACCCAAGCUUUAGACUACGACAAUUAAAAAUUGACAAGUGUAAGUUCAUGGACUCAAAAAUGAAGCCUUUGUGGUUGAAUUUUGAUAACUUUGACGAAUUAGGCGGACCUGUCAAGAUUAUCUUCAAAAGUGGCGAUGAUCUUCGACAAGACAUGUUGACACUCCAGCUCAUAAGAGUCAUGGACCGUCUUUGGAAACAAAACGGGCUUGAUUUAGAAAUGAUUCCUUAUGGAUGCUUGUGUACUGGCAACAAUGUGGGACUGAUUCAAGUUGUCGACAACUCAGAAACACUUGCAAAAAUCCAGAAAAAGCAGUCCGGUGCCAUUUCGGGUGCUUUUGGUAAAACGUGCCUYUGGGACUGGUUAUCACAAUGCAAUGAAAAGGAACAAAUGGAAGAAGUAACAAGAAAGUUCACAUUGUCAUGUGCUGGGUAUUGUGUUGCUACAUAUGUACUUGGUAUUGGAGAUCGACAUAGCGAUAACAUCAUGGUCACCAAAACUGGACAGGUUUGUGCWUAACAAACUUCACCACUAUUUUAUUAUUGUUGUUUUMGCUAAUUACGCAGUUGUUGUUGAUCAAGGUUGUAAUUAUAURUCAGAGGUUGCCAUUGAUUUUGUUGAUAUUKUUYUGYYCUCGUCGUAAUCCUGGUUAACUCUUCCAUCUCUGUUUAAAAACAGUCUUAUUAUUAUUUAACAAGAAAACAGGCUCGAUUCGUAGUUUUGUAAAGAUAGACGGUAACUCUUUAAUUCAAGCAGUACCGAAGAUAGCUUAAAUUCUGUAUAACUUAAUUCGCAUAAUACGGAAGUUGUAGAUCAAUGUUUCGUUAUGACGUCACGGCAUGAUAUGGCGUCACAUGGGGAACAUACUGGCGAAAGACAAUGAAAAGUUUGACUAAACCUAGAUGCAUGUUUCGAUUGAUAGAUAAUGAGCAAGAAAAUUAAGCAUCAACUUUAUCGCCUUCAAAGAGGUGGACACUAUAGAUAAUAGUGUAAUCGCUGAGACCAAAGUGGCGUCUUGUAUACCACUAGAUAUCGUAAAUAUUUUGAUACCUUUAAGCACGGCAAAGGCCAGGUUCUAUGGUAAACUCUACUGGCAUAAUGAUAAAAAUCUUCUGAUAACAAUGGUUGUGUUAUUCAGUAUGGCUAAAUUCGACGCCGAUUAGGCCUGGUGCAGAAAGCGAACAUCGUUCCARCAUGACGUAAUGCCACAGGAAGCCCAAUCUCAAAGUAAAUUCAAAGUAAUUUCGUCGUUUUGCGAAUGGUCGGAUAAUUUUAUCAACUCAGC